GUUUAUUCUCUCUGGUCCUGAGUCCUCAUCAGUCCACCUCAGGACGUCUCCAUCCAGGUCCAGGACCGGGUUUUAGGAGAGUUCGGAUCAGGAUCGUCUGUUUCUGUCUGAUCCGGUUUCUGUUUCUUCACUCGACUGUUUACGUCUAUCAGAUCCAACAUGGCGGCUUCCGCGGCUUCACGUGAGCUCUUCACAGAAGGAGUGAGAGCGGUUCUUCACUCCUGGCCCGUUCUACAGAUCGCCGUGGACAACGGCUUCGGGGGGGUAUAUGGGCAGCAGAAAGCUGAUUGGAUGGUGGAUGUUGUUCAGCAGUAUUUCCAUGACAAUGCUGACCUGCAGCAGUGUGAGGUUGAGGAUUUCAUCGCUGAACUGAUAGAUCAGGAGUUUGACACAGUGGUGGAUGAUGGGAGUUUACCUGAGGUGUCGGUCAGUCUGCUGCAAGUGUUCAGUCUGUGGCAGCAGGGGGCGCUGCAGCAGCUCCAACACACCAUCAACACUCUGACACAGAAGAAGAGUCAGAGGGCAAAGGUCACAACUCUACCCACACAGUCUGAUGAAGAGAGUGAUGAUGAAGCUCAGGUGAUGGAGUGUGAAUCAUCCAGUCCAUCAGUCAGCAGGACACAUCCUCCUCCUCCUCCUCCUCAGGAUGAAGAGGACGGCUGGACGGUCGUCAGGAGAAAGAAGUGAAGAGGAGGAAAAACAUGAACUGUUGAACUGAAGCAGCUGACCUUUGACCUUAAGGAUGAGAGUGUGUGACUCAGUGAAACAGACAGAACCACCUUGACGGGUCGACUCCAUCUGCUGGUUCUGAUCCAGACCUCCUGAUGUUUGGACAACGUGGACCUGCAGAUUCUGGAUCCUUGUUUUUAUAUUAAACCUGGUGAAGAUACUGA
Messenger RNA from Lates calcarifer (barramundi perch), 893 nucleotides. It is a transcript of the gene tsr2, whose product is annotated as TSR2 ribosome maturation factor. The coding region runs from base 160 to 687 and encodes 175 amino acids. Gene Ontology annotation, biological process: maturation of SSU-rRNA from tricistronic rRNA transcript (SSU-rRNA, 5.8S rRNA, LSU-rRNA). The transcript has 5 exons. The record is from RefSeq and is a predicted model, not a curated record. NCBI's taxonomy places the organism in Eukaryota, Metazoa, Chordata, Actinopteri, Centropomidae. Gene Ontology annotation, cellular component: nucleus.